AUGUCGAGGGCACAAGCUGAGAGUGUCAUAAAAAACAUAAUACGCGAAAUCGCUCAAGAAUGCGCCAACAAAGGGCAAGCAGUUUCGGAAACGCUCGUAGCAUUUAUGGUCGGUACUUUGAUGUUGACAAAAUAUCGGCCCUGUUUUACUUCCUUUUUAUCCAAUCAGUUGAGUUAAACGCUUCCUUCUAUUCUUGAUUGUAUUGUAUUUUUUUCAUUCCAGGUUAAAGCGGUAGUCUUAGAUCCAGACAAUGAAUUUAACGUGGACAGAACUUUGACCAAAGAUGAUGUACAAAAACUCAUUAUGGUAGGUAAAAGAUGGCGACAAGAUAAUAUCACAAUGUAUUGUCUACAUAUAAUAGUUUAGCUGUGGUUAAAGUGCUCUGGUUUGCUCUUUUUCUUAUCUUAUCACUGAUGUUUAUGGUGUAACUUUUAUAAAUCUGGGAUUAGAAAAAUCACAAGAAAUUCUCAUCAGAUCUUUUCCUAUUUUAACAUACAAUUUGUAGUAAGUAGUUUAUCUUCUUUCCACAAUCUCAUGGAGAUAUAGUGGGACCUGGGGGGGGGGGGGGGGGUUUGGGGCUGACGCAAUUUUCACUCUAUUUAGCACCGCCUUCCUGGGGAAUUUUUUUUUGUUUCCCACAAACAUUUUUCAGAACCUCAAUUUAUUUUGUGCUUUGAGUGUAUAGUAAUUUAGGGCAAGGAGGUGUUUAAACUUUAAAGGUGGGGUAAAUCUCUAAUGUAACUACCCAAGUACUGCAAAUCUCAUUUAAAAAAUGGAAUCCGAGUAAAGGAAACUAUGAGUGACAUUUGAUAAAAUUCAGUGGUUCUCAUCAAAUGAAUUAUGGGCGCCUACAGUUUAAAAAGUCAAAGGUGUUAUCAAGUUUUAUUUGUAUUGAUACUAGCUAUGUUUGGUCCCAUGAGUGACCAAGACAAAAUUUCUCCUUUCAUUAUCAAUGCAAUAUCAACCAGAUAAUUGAUGAGAAUAAAGAAAAAUAUCAAUUUGGGAUAAUUAGUUGAUCCAAUCCAAAACUUCUCUGAACUAACCUUAUAACGAUUGUAUGGUUGACAGUAACAAGAAUUACAAAUUUGGUCUGGGGAGUCAAAGGGUUAAGUUAAGGCCUGAGUUUUCCACUUGAUCAUUCAGUUUAUAUGAAUGGGACUUACAAUACUUGACUGACAACAAAUCUCACCUCAUUUGACUCUAAUGCUGACUUUGGUCAUGACUACAAACAACAGUCCUUCUCAAGUCAGUUGUCUUGUAUAAAAUUGGAUUACACAUUCAAAUGUCACUCUUGGCUGCAUGGGUUCAAGCCAUUUACUGUAAAUGAUUUGGUUUUAUAAACUAAGUUUAUAAUGUUAAUAACCCAUAGUAUAGCAUAUUUGACAACGUGCAGCUUAGAAACUCGUAAUGGUGGUCAAUUUACAUGAUCAAUUCAGUUGAUAAAACCAAAUUAUCCUUUUAUACUUCCCCACCAAUGCAGCACCAAAGUUUCUUUAGCAACUUAUUUCCUCAAUUCAUUUGCUGUAAAGUUUUUUAGAUUUCAGUUAAACGAAAACAACAGCAAUAACAUUGAUUGUGGUAAUGGUUAAAAAGCAACGAGAGAGGUGAUUGUUUGAGAUGUCAGCGGAAGUGAGAUGUCAUUCAAAUAAGGAAACAAACGUGUUGAUAUACCCUUUUCCAAAUGUUGGAGAGUGUCAAAGUUCUUUUUAAUUAAUAGAAAAUUUGUGCAUUAUUAUCAAUGGUGCGUUUAAAUUUUUAGCUGCUAUUUUGGACAAGUGUCCAUGCCUUGGUGUAUCUCAGUCUUCACAUAUUUGUUUUGUUAAUAGUUGUGUGUAGAUAGACUGUUGGACUCACAAUCUCCAUCUUUGGAUACAGUCAAGAUGCAGGUUUAUUUUGACAUGAAUUACACCAGUCGAGGUAUGCACAAAUUUUAUAUUAAAAUUGCUCUGAAAAAUUUGUUGUCUAAUUAAUUGCUCCUUUCUGUCCCUCAGAGGGAUAGGGCCUGCCCUUCCCUUCCCUCCUCCCCUGCCAAAAAAAACAACAAAACAAAUUGCAACCGAUAGGGUGUGUACAAACAAAUUGAGACUGGGACAACAUGACGCAUUUGAAUUGCUAUGCCAUGUAUUUUUACUUGACUGUACUUUUUUGUCUGUAUCUCUGAGCAUGAGCUCUUUGACCCCUAAGAGUGACUAGCAUCUAAUUUCUCCCUUCAUUAUCACCCCUGAAUCACACAUUCGGGUCACGAGAAUAAAGGAAAUGAUCACCAACUAAAGCAGCUCUUGAUUGUUAAACAAAUUCCCCUUCUCAGCAUCUUAGGAAAUGUAUAAAGAACAGUAUGGAGAAUAUGCAUACUGAUGUUAGGGUGUAAAGGGUUAACCCUUUUGCUUUCCAGAGGAUAUUAACAUGUAACUUCUCCCUAUAAUGUCCAAACAUUACCCAGCAAACAAGUAAUGAGAAUAAUGGAACUUAUCAAGUAGCAGUUACUACCUUGAUCUAACAACAACUUCUCGUAACUAAUUUACAAGGAAAUGUGUUGUAGCUAGAGGAGAGAAUUAAUAUUCAGAUCUUGGGAGUUUAAGGGUGAAAAAUUCUGCUCAACUUUGUCUCAGGCAUUCAGACAUUAUUGGUUCUUUCUUUUUUAGUCAGGUUGAUUUAAUAUUUAGGUGAAUAUGAUUCAUAUCCUUGAAUUGAAUUCAUGUUAAUGGAUAUCGCAAUAAAACUUGUGGAUCUCUUUUCUUUUGAACCUCGCAGCUGACUUCCUGGAAGAGCAUAGGAGAGUUCUUGAUCAACGACUCCAACCAGUUAUAAGAGAGAUAACUGACAGUCGUGCAAGGACAAGAGAUGAACUGGAGGGUCUGUACUAUUGAUUAUUAAUAGAACUUUGCAUUUUUUGUCAAAGCUCUCUUGGGGAUAAAAUUUAGAUGACCAAAAAUGAGCCCAAAAAUCGGAUAUUUUUCUGCUUAGUGGUCAGGCUAGUUGGAAUGGGGGUUAUAAAGUAAGGCUUCUCUUCAAUGGUCUUGGUUUUCCCUAGGAUUAAUGUUUUUCAUUUGGCUGGAGAAUUGGGCUUAGCUAGUCCCUUACAGAACUAAUUUUAUAUAACUUGUGGAUUCCAAGGAUAGGGCUCUUCUGAUUUCUUGUAUUAGGGGACAGUUGUUUUGUAAAGUUAAAAGGUAUUGUCUGCACUCAAGCUAAGUAACCCAUCCAGCCAGCAGUCAUCUAGUAAGUAACCCAUCCAGCCAGCAGUUAUCUAGGUUUCUAUGUCAUGAAAUUUGUAGAGGUGUUUCUACAUCCCCUGAUUGGUAUGCCAGUCCAUUGCAGGUUACACCCCCACAAUUUUGUCAGGCCUCCUACUGCACACCCAUUUGUACUCCUGUGUUGAGAGAGGCACUGUAAGGGUGGAGUGUUUUUGAUUAUGAACACAACAUGAUGACUCGGCCAGACCUCUUAACCCAGAGUAUAGUAUGCUAACAGUGAAACAAUUUCAUCUCCCCAAUUUUUUCUGGUGCAUUGUAAAUUAUCUAUUGAUUCAUUAAAUUUUACUUUGUGUCUAGGUUUGUACAGGAGAAUAGUGUCUUGUGUAUUGCUGCGGUCUGGUCUGGGUUCUCCAACCGACAUUGCUGUUGUGAGAGAAGCCACAGGUAUUAAAUAAGCUUCGGAUAAGAAUCCUUUCUAUCUAAUACUUAAAUUUUGUCAAUCAAACAUCACAAGCCUUUGAGGACUACAAGUUUACAGAGAAAAUUUACGUACACAAUGCUAAGCUUAAUUAAGUAAUUGCUGACAGCAGCCCAUCAAAGCAAUGUGGCAAAUAACACAAGGAAAUGACAGUACAAAUUAUAAACAACUAGAUACUCUGAUUUUACAGGGUGCUUCUGAAACUUUAACAGAAGCUAAGAGGAUAACCAAAUUUUGACUUUUGAUGAAGAUUUAAUUGCUUUAAUUGCUUUAAACUAGACUUCAACUUGGGUUAGCACUGGUCAUAGCAUCUCUUAUUUCACUCUUUCUGCCAGCUCAAUAACUAAUACAUGAACUGGUUAUAGACUGUGCUGCAGGAUUACCUUGCUGCAUCAUCCAAAAAUCUGUUAAUACAAGUAUCUUAAUAGAGAAUGUAUCUAACUGUAUCUUGAAUUCAUAACACAAUGCAAUAUGACUUUUUUCAAGUUGUGUUAUUCUUGUUGUUGCAGCUGCUUUGCAAAGUGUAUUUCCACAAACAGAGCUGGGAACUUUCAUGUCUCUAACAAAGCGCGACAAGGAACGACAGCUUAACGAACUGACACUGAUUGUGACUGGAAUCAGACUUUUUAAUCGUGAAUGUGGCAAAGGAGGAGAAGGAAUUGAUGACUGUAAGUUUUUAGUACUGAACAAAUAGUUUCUAUAGUGCCGUGUCUGUUCAGCAAUUUUUCUUCGUUGAGGAAAUUCGUGGAAAUUCAGAAAAUCCCUGAAACUGAAUUGCAUAUUCCUUAAUUUCAAAUACGUCUUUGUACGUGUUGGUACCCCUUUGGAAAAAGGUACUGAUUGUAUUUUACCUUUCUUUUCUAUAGUGCCUGCCAUAUUAAGUGAAGCUGUCCCAGCCACGACACAAAAUGUUCAAACAGAAAUUCAAAAUACAACCAAACUGGCGUUUAGAUAUACAGGUGAGUGUUCAACCUCAGGCUAAUUUGAACUUGCAAUUUUAACGUUAUGUGUACUUUCGGUUAUUUAGAUAGUAAAGUAAAUGGUUUGAAAAAUCUUAAAAUUUUGUUUUUAAAGGCACAUUUUAAUUGAAUGUCAAAAUCAAAAUUCACAAUCACCACGGCCAAUCAAAACAAAGGGAAAUAUCACAAAGAGCCAAUGAGAACACGACAUAAAAACGCGACUGCCGCCUAAAGCGUGGGAAAACGCGAGUGGCUAAAUAGUGUUUUCGAUUUGGAUUGGUUGAGAUGGUAGCGUGAGUUUAUUAGACCAAUCACAGAUUGAUGUAAACCAGAACAAUGCAGUUCUGACUUUCUUUGAUUCUGAUUGGUUGAGAUGGUGACGUGUCAGCUUUCUAUGCCAAUCACUAAACGAAGGAAAACAAACCAAAGCAAAAAAAGCUUGAUUUGGACACUCCAGUGAAAAUUGCCUUAAGUUUGUCGUUUUUUCUUCAGCUGUAACACAGUUAGCUGUAAGUAAUGACUAUUUUUUAUUACCUGCAGCGCUAAUUGAAGACGUCGUCGCUAACAAGAAAUCACUGGAAGGAUUGAAUUUAAACUUGGUAAAAGAAGCUUUAAUUAACACACGGCAGCAUGAAGCGUUUCUUUCCAUCUUAUUGGUGAGUUCCUUAUGCUCAAUAUGGAAAUUUAAUAUCUUACUUUCUUCUUGAGAGGUCUGUUUGUCUAAGUAUUGUGUUUUCAUAUUAGCUAUGACUGAAAUCUUCCAUUGUGGAAAGAUUCAUCUUCUUAAAGAUUUACGUCACUUCCAACAUGUCGCUUCAGCUAAGCUGAUGGUUUAGUUCCCUGGAGAAACUGUCAUCAAGCUGGAAAUACGAGCAAUUUUCACUGCUUCACUGGUUUUACUCUCCUUCAUUAGGGAGUUAAAGAAACGACGACGGCAACGCGGUGGACAACAUCGGUUAAAAAAUGAACUUAUGUUUUACCUACGAAUCUCUUGACACUCUAAAGUCAUUUAGUUUUUACUUCACUGUCGAAAUAUCUCGAAACUGAAUAUGGAACACAGCGUUAAAUUAGAAAUAGGAAUUUAGAAAAACUAGCCGUCAUCAUUCACGUUCUCCGGACAACGCAAAGUUUGGUCAUUUCGCCUUGUUGUGUUGCAGAGGACGCAAAUAAAUUUACAAAGAUUUAUAACGCACGUGCACAGCCAUUGUUCUGCUCGUUUAACCUUUUGUUUAGUGACGUUCCCGUUGCCGUUGCCGUCGUGGUUUUCUUAAACUCCCUAUUGUGUGAUAGGCAGAGGAAGCUAAGUUGCCACUAUUCUAACCAAUCAGAUUCAAAGGCUAUCCGAAAUGGAAUGGAUUGGCUUACUUUUUAGUCUAGGAAACUCGUGCCACCCUCUCAACCAAUCAGGUGCAAUGAUAAAACCAAUCGUGCCUUGGUCUCUUGCGAAUUCUCGCGCUUGAAGCCUGUCUCGUAGAAUUACCCCGAUUUCCGGUUGGCUUAUUGUGAUCUCUUCCCUCUUCUCUUCUUCUUUGGCCGUUGUUACAUCUCGUUUUGGUUUUAUGAUGCCCAUUUGAAAGGUACCUUCUCAGUACAGUUGUGCUUUGAACAAAAAUUUCGUUUGGGUUUCCGACUAAACUUGUUCUUGUCUUUGUCUUUUAAUGUGUUAUCUUUAUAAUCGUUUCAAAUCUCUUUCUACAGAAUGAUGUGGUUGGCUGUGCACAACAGGUAGAAGCUCUUGAAUCUCAGUUUUCAGCCAGAAUGGAAGCCUUGAAAAACACAGUGCAGUCCAAAACUGCUGUGCCAACGGCACAAGUUUAUGUAAGUACUCUAUACAAGAAAAAGUAAACCGACCAUAACAUCCUAUUGUUCUAUGUUAACGUUAAUUUUAACUAGAAUAAUAUGCAGGUAAAGCUUAUAAAAAGGAACUGCAUUUUCAUUAAGCACGUUCAACGUUAAGUCUGUGCUGUGUAUAAUCGCUUUACUUUUUAUCAUUUAUUACGCUUAGCCCCAGUUUAUCACACUGGCACAUUUGUGGACUGGAUUUCAAGAUGAAAUGGUCCUUUUAAGUGUUCUUAGUAACAUCUUAGCGAGUUUGGAACCUUUCACUAAGGUAAGGGGAGUGUAUGCAUUUUGUGUCGAUGUAUAAAGACACAAUUUAAUAGCCGAUCUAUGUAACAAAGAGUGUGUCACUGAUGUUCUUACCACAUUUUUACGUCUUUUGUUAUCUAUUACUGAACAGACCCACAACAACAUGGAAUUUAUUUGUUUUAUAUGAUUAAAAAAAGCAGAAUGUGGUUGAUGGUGACGCUGUGUAUGAGUAUGUUCUCCAAUAGAUCUCACGUGAGAGCCAAUCAAAAUGCCCUGCGUAAUUCAACUUAAUAUAUAAUUUGUUCUUUUGCUAUUUGAGACACUGUUGUGAAGUGGAGUUUUUACACGAAUUUCUUUUCUGUUUUAAGAUACAUAGGGAAGUGUUAACAGAAGAAGUUCUACAGCCAUACAUUGAUGGAUUAGAAAUCAGAACUGAUGAUCAAAGACUGGCAGAUGUAAGUGGUGAUCUUACUUGAGAAUAAUGACAUGGAAAUAUAGAUGGAAAUGUAGUAAUGGACAUUCCACGAGGUGGCUCUUCAUGUUUACUGUUUUCAGGUCAAAUUGGAAAAGGGAAUGUUGGUAUUUUCAGAGGGAGAAAAACCGGAGGACCCGGAGGAAAUCCCUCGGAGCAAGGACGAGAACCAUCAACAAACUCAACUCACAUGUAACGUCAGGUCCGGGAAUCGAACCCAGGCCACAGUGGUGGGAGGCUAGAGCUCUCGCCACUGCGCCAUCCACGCUCUAAAUUACCCUGGCUUUCAGUGGUCUAGAAUAUUUCAUUAUUCUCGGGUUAAUAAUGGUGAUUUGUUUCCAUCAGAGUUCUUCAGACGAUGAUAGAAUUGAUGGCAAAGAAAUCGAUAAUCCCAAGAUUGAACUACUGUUUCACGAGACUACAAAGAACUUUGACAAGCUACCAAUACAGUACCGGGUCAGUAUGUAACAAUAUUACACUCCCCUUCCCGGCCAGUGUAGUCCAUCGCAUUAGUCGAUGGAAGUCAGCGAAAAAGAAAACUUAGUCAGUAUCGCGUGACUUAAACACGCACUGCGCGUAGAUCGCUUCAACAGUUACGCAUUACUUAGUUUUUUUUCUUCGGCCGAUUUCUAUUCACUCCCGCGACAGACUAUGAACGUGGUCUAUGGAAAUGUAAAUUUGCAAGCUUAAUCAAACAAGUUAAGAAACUUUCGUCAUAUCAAAGGCAAUAAGUGCUGAUAAAUGGUCUUGGCUAGCGAUAUCGAUGUAAGGUCAUGUAAUCCUUUAGAGCCGUGUCGCAUGCAGUUUGUUCAUCUUUAAAAAUUUAGCCAAAAUUUUGUCUAGUUUUGUCUUUUACUAUCCGUUUAAAUCUCAACUGUAUUUGUUCCUCUUUGGUUUAUUUUGACGUCUUUGUAGCUUGUCUAGCCUGGCAAAUGAUUAUUUCAAAGUUUUUACUUUUAUUUCGGUUUAACGUAAUUUGAUACGCAUUUUUUCAUUUUGAUAUUUCUCUCUUUCAGGGUUUUUGUGGUUGGUCGCUUGUGGUAUAUGAUCGUUUAUUAAUCCCGUCCAACCCAGGGAUCGGUGUUCUACGUUAUAAAGACAAUUACUACGCCUUCUGUGACAAACAAGCUGCCUACGAGUUCUCCAAUGCUCCUGAAAGGUAUAUAGGCCUCUUCUUUCGCGCUGUUUUCUUUGCAUUUUUGUUUCUACUAGAGAGCAAUUUUAAACUGUCUCGUUAGUAAUUAUCCGUUGCCUUGAUUUUGCUUCACCUCGCUCGGCAAUUGGUGUGGAGAAUGCCGAAUGUAUUCGGUAAAUGAACGUUGUUGAGUGAAUGUGACUUGUGUUAUUAACACCCUCUUUCUCUGUUUUGUUGAAGUUACAUUAAUGGAGUUGCAGAAGCGGCUAAGAAAUCUCCCGAACUUAUUCAGCUGCUGGAGCUUCAUACACAGUUUGCCUCCAUCACACCUUACGCCCAGGUAAACUAUUGAUUACUUUGUGUCUAUUUACAGACAUUUACGGGUUCGUGUAAUUUUGUCGUCUUUCAAAAAUUUACUCGAGUUAAUUGACAUCAAAUUGCACUCGAAAUCAUGUUGUUACCUAUACUUACUAAACAAUGUGAGUAUUAAAUAGUUACUUAUCCGUCAGUAGUUUUCAUAAUUGGACUCCCCUUCUCCCCCUAUCAAAUCCCCCUAUCAAGAAUUCCUGGACCCCUUUCCCCCCCCCGGUCUAAUCAUACUAUAACUUAGAAACAAGUUCCCUUGAAGUUAUGAAAUUCAAGAAGAAUUUUAACUUUGAUCUUGUGCAUUAGGGUAAAGAACCUGGACGGAUGAUCGAGGCGCCUGUUACUAAGUGUGACAGUGGAACACAAACAGACACUCACUUCAUGGAGACAAAUAUUGUCAAGUCUUACGAGUGGAAUGAAUGGGAACUGAGGAGGAAAGCUCUUAAAUUGGUGGGUUGGAAGAAGGACGCAUUGUAUCAUCAAGUUUUCUUGUGCAAUAUCUCUUAAUCUUGCAGCGUUGGCGUAUUAUAGGUGUAGAAUUGGAAAGCUUCUUGUCAAAUUAUCUAAAUUUGGAUGACAAUUUUUUUAUUGACAAAUCAAGGCUAGGAAACUUGUCAAGACACAACUUUUCGAGGAAAAUUAGUCUAAUUGUGGCUUUGGGGAAAGAUUUCUAAAUGUACUUGACACGUUUCGUUUCUUUAGCUUGUCUCUUCCGUUUAAGUAAGAGAAAGUACAACUCUAUUUGUUUCAACAGGCAAAUCUCCGCACCAAGAUCACUCAUUCAGUGCAGACGAAUCUGAGUAACUUUAGAAGGGACAACGACUCACAAGUGUACCUCCCUAAGUAAGUAUUGUUAUAAUUUGAUCAACUUUUCACGAGCCUUUUCGUAAUUUUCAUCGUCACAAGUUGAAGUUUUGACGAUCUUUGAAAUGAUGUUUGCAACUUGUUCACUUACCUGGGAGAUUAGGAAAGAAUGGUUCUCAGUUUUUUCGAAGAAGAUGGAGAAAAAGAAGACACCAAGAAUGUGUUACCGACCAAAACUUAAGGCGUUGAUUCUUUUGCGUUAACCGCGAGAAUUAUUGGCGUCAUAAUAACAUUUGCUGACGUUAGAGGUUUCUGCGCGUGGAAAAAAAAAACCAAACUGAUAUAAAGGGAAGGUGAACAUUCGCGUGAGAAUUGAAUCAUUGCGCUUUGGUGAAAACUUGUUUUUGAACAACAGAAGGAAAGUUUGUAUUAUGUUAGAUUAAAAAAAGGAAGUUUAUCGCAUUUAAAUAGCGCACGCGAAUGGCAUGCCAGUGAAACCUGAACGAGGCGCGCGCGCGCUCGUGCUUUUACAAGCUUAUCGCAUUUUAAUUGGGCGCGCGCUAUGAAACUUGCGCGAGGCGCGCGCGAUUCUGUCCUUAUUUCGUGUCGCUUCUCAGAGGUACUGAGACUACCUUUAUUGUUUUUUACAGGAAUGUGGAAACACAAACCAAGCGAGAGUCAUCAACAAAUGUUCCGAAGCCGUCCACGUUCGUAGCUGGCUUGCGAGGCUGCAACUCCACCAAAACAACAAUGAAUGUUGUGGAUCUUACUCUCGAUGUUGAUCAGACUUGAGAUACUUCGUGUGCAUGUACACAGCGACUUGUUCGUCACAAACACUUUGUAAAUAAUAUUUCGCAUAGCAAAAUUCUUUGUUCAUUUUUGUACAAAUAAAAUCAGUGUAUUGUUAUCAG
Pocillopora meandrina is the source of this 10407-nucleotide messenger RNA. The record is from the annotation of a GenBank genome assembly. Lineage: Eukaryota; Metazoa; Cnidaria; Anthozoa; Scleractinia; Pocilloporidae.